AUGGGGGUCAGAUGCGCCAGCCUGUUGGCGCUCUGGCUGGCCGUGGUCUCUGUGGGCGUGAAGGGCACCGAGCAAGUGCGGCCCCGGAACCACGGCCACCACGUCUGCAGCGCUUGGGGCGAUGGACACUACCGGACCUUCGAUGGGGAGGUCUUUCGCUUCCCCGGCCUCUGCGACUAUAACCUGGCUUCCGACUGUCGUGACAGCUACAAGGAGUUUGUUGUCCACGUUGCCCGCGGCCUCAGCUCCGCCGGCCAACUGGUCAUUACGUCCGUCCUCAUCAACGUUCAGGACGUCCUGGUCCAACUGACCCAGCAGCUGGUCAUGGUCAACGGCGACCUAGUUCACCUCCCCUACUUCGCGCCCGGCCUGAUCAUCGAGAAGAGCGACGUCUACACCAAGGUCGCCGCCCGCGUCGGCCUCAAGCUGCUGUGGAACGGAGAAGACGCCCUCAUGCUGGAGCUGGACGCCAAGUUCAAGAACCACACGUGCGGUCUCUGCGGGGAUUUUAACGGCCUGCCCACCUACUUCGAGUUCUUCAGCCAGGGCGUCCCCUUCACAGCCGUGGAGUUCGGGAACCUGCAGAAGGUGACGCACAUGAGGCCGGACUGCGAGGACCCGGAAGAAUCCACCGCCCCUCAGGCCUGCGAGAAGCAUCGUGCCGAGUGUGAGAAGCUGCUGACGCUGCCGGCCUUCGAGUCGUGCCAGGAGGCGGUGGACGUGGAGCCGUUCGUGAAGGCCUGCGUGCAGGACCGCUGCUCCUGUGGCGAGGAGACCCCCGACUCCUGCUUCUGCAACACCUUGGCUCAGUUCUCCCGACAGUGCGCGCAUGCCGGAGGCCGGCCUGGCUCCUGGCGCUCCCCACAACUCUGCACCAAGACCUGCCCCGGAAACAUGGUGUUCCUGGAGAGCGGAUCGCCCUGCGUGGACACGUGCUCCAACCCCGACGUCAGCCUCCUGUGCGAGGAGCACCCCAUGGACGGCUGCUUCUGCCCUCAAGGUACGGUGUUUGACGACCUCAUGGGCCAAGGCUGCAUCCCCCUGGAGCAGUGUCACUGCAAACUGCAGGGUCGCCAGCACGAACCCGGCAGUCGAGUCACCCAGGAUUGCCAUGAGUGCAAGUGCCUCGCCGGUGGAUGGCGCUGCCGGGACCUGCCGUGCCCGGGCACGUGUAAGCUGGAGGGCGGCUCCCACCUGACCACUUUCGACGGGAAGAUGUUCACGUUCCACGGAGACUGCUACUACGUCCUGUCCAAGGGCUCCGGGAACGAUUCCUACACGCUGCUGGCCGAGGUGGUCCCCUGCGGAUCUUCGGACAAGCAGACCUGCCUUAAGACCAUCGUGCUCCUGGCUGACAAGAAUAAGAACUCUUUGGUGUUCAAAUCCGACGGCAGCGUCCUCCUCAACGAACUGGAAGUCAACCUGCCCCACGUGACUGCCAGCUUCUCCGCCUUCCGGCCAUCCUCCCAUCACAUCAUCGUGCGCACUUCCCUCGGGCUCAAGCUGCAGGUGCAACUGCUUCCCGUCAUGCAACUCUUCGUCACCGUGGACCCCAUCGCCAAGGGCUCCCUCCAGGGUCUCUGUGGGAAUUUCAACGGCAUCGAAGGGGACGAUUUCAUGACGGUGAGCGGGCUGACCGAGGCCACGGGUGCCAGCUUCGCCAACACCUGGAAGGCCCACCCCAGCUGCCAGGACAAAGAUGACUGGUUGGACGACCCCUGCGCCCUCAGCAUCGAAAGUGCCAACUACGCGGAGCACUGGUGCUCCCUGCUGAAGAAGCGGGACUCGCUCUUCGGCAAGUGCCACUCGGCCGUGAAUCCCAACGACUAUUACAAGAGGUGCAAAUAUGACACUUGCAACUGCCAGAACAGCGAGGAGUGUCUGUGUGGAGCUCUGUCCUCCUAUGCCCAGGCCUGUGCCACCAAGGGCGUCCUUCUAUGGGGCUGGAGAGAGCAGAUCUGCAACAAGGAGCUGGGCUCCUGCCCCAGCACGCAGGUGUUCUUGUACAACGUGACAUCGUGCCAGCAGACCUGCCGCUCUCUGUCCGAGCGGGACCAGCACUGCCUGCAGGGCCUGGCACCGGUGGACGGCUGCGGCUGCCCCGCUAACACCUUCCUGGACGAGAAGGGCCACUGCGUGCCCAUCACCAAAUGCUCCUGCUACUACCACGGCCGGUACCUGGAGGCCGGGCAGGUGAUCCUCAGGCAGGAGGAACGCUGCGUCUGCCGGAACGGAAGGCUGCAUUGUCUACAAGUCAAGCUGCUGUCACAGAGAUGCCCAGCCCCCAAAAUAAUCGUCGACUGCAACAACCUGACGGCCCUGACCACCCGGACACCGAGGCCCGUCAGCUGCCAAUCCCUGCGCAGCGGCUAUUACCAGACGGAGUGCGUGAGCGGCUGCGUGUGCCCCUUCGGCAUGAUUGAGGACGGGCGCGGAGGCUGCGUGAAGGAGGAGAAGGACUGUCCCUGCCUGCAUAACCGACGCUUCCACGACCCCGGAUCUGUCAUCCACGUCGACUGCAACACCUGCACCUGCACAAAGGGCAGCUGGGAAUGCACAACCAGGCUGUGCCAGGGCACCUGCACCAUCUACGGCAGCGGCCACUACAUCACCUUCGACGGCCACCGCUACAACUUCGACGGCCAGUGCUCCUACGUGGCUGUUCAGGAUUUCUGCGGCACAAAGCCGAGGAGCUCCUUCAGCGUCAUCACCGAGAACGUGCCCUGCGGGACCACUGGGGUCACCUGCUCCAAGGCCAUCAAGAUCUUCCUUGGGGACACCGAGUUGAAGCUGGAGGAAAACCACCAAUCGGUCAUCCAACGCGAUCAGGGAAACCACGUGCCGUACCUCACACGGGAGGUGGGGCUCUACUUCGUGGUGGAGACUCACACCGGAAUCCUCAUCAUCUGGGACAGGAAGACCACCGUCUUCAUCAAGCUGACCCCCGACUACAAGGGCUCUGUCUGCGGCUUGUGCGGGAAUUUCGAUGGGAACACCAACAACGAUAUGAGCACCAGGGACCACAUGGUGGUCACCGACAGCCUGGACUUCGCCAACAGCUGGAAGGAGAACCCCUUAUGCCCGGAUGCCACCUUCCAACCCGAGCCCUGCUCUCGGAACCCGCACCGCCACGCCUGGGCCCAGAAGGAGUGUAGCAUCAUCAAGAGCGAUACCUUCAAGAACUGUCACAACAAGGUGGACCCUAGCUCCUACUACGAAGCCUGCGUCUUCGACUCAUGCUCCUGCGACACUGGGGGAGACUGUGACUGCUUCUGCUCUGCCGUGGCCAACUAUGCACAGGCCUGCAUCAAGGAGGGUGCUUGUGUCAACUGGAGGACCCCCGAACUCUGCCCCGUGUUCUGUGAUUACUACAACUCCCUGAACGAGUGCACUUGGCACUACCACCCCUGUGGCAUAGACAUCCCGACCUGCAGAACCAUCAACAACAUCCACUCCAACUUCUCCAUCAACUAUCUGGAAGGCUGCUACCCAAAGUGCGAGGUCGAUAAACCCAUCUUCGACGAAGACAAGGAGAAGUGCGUGCCUGCUGACCAGUGCGGCUGCUACAUCGAUGACGAACACUACCAUAUCAACGACUCUGUGCCCUCCGACAACAUCUGCAAAACCUGCAUAUGCACGACCACCGGUGUAUCCUGCAAGGAUGAAGAAGUCACCGUCAUUAACCAGACUGUCGACGGCGCCUUCUGUCACUGGAAUAUCUGCAUCGAUGGGACAUUGCGACCUUACUUCAACGUCUGCCAGAGCACUCCAAUCCCAGGCGUCUCCACCUCCACCCCCAUCCCCACCACGACAGUUUCGACUACCACCAUCAUCCCAUCUACAACCUCGUGUGUGCCCGACUGCAUCAGCGGCGACUGGACCGACUCGCACAAACCGUCCUUCUCCAACGGCGGGGACUUCGAGCCCAUCAACUGCAAGCCGGGCUACGAGCCGGAGAGCAUCACUUGCCGGUCGCCCUUCUUUCCCCACCUGCCCAUCGAGGAGCUCGAUCAGGUGGUCACUUGCAACACCGAGGUGGGGUUGGUGUGUCGAAACGAAGACCAGGUCGGGGGCAUGAUGCCCAUCUGCUACAACUACGAGAUCAAAGUCGACUGCUGCAAGCCCCCGUCCCCGGAGUGUAUCUCCACUACGGCUCCCACCACCACAACCCCACCACCACGCCCCCCCACCACGACCACCACACCCACGCCCCCAACCACCACCACCAUGCCUUCGACCACCACCACCACGCCCCCCACCACGACCACCACACCCACGCCCCCAACCACCACCACCAUGCCUUCGACCACCACCACCACAACCACCACCACCACGCCCCCCACCACGACCACCACCCCCACACCCCCAACCACCACCACCGUGCCUUCGACCACCACCACCACGACCACCACACCCACGCCCCCAACCACCACCACGACCACCACACCCACGCCCCCAACCACCACCACCGUGCCUUCGACCACCACCACCACAACCACCAUGCCCCCCACCACGACCACCACACCCACGCCCCCAACCACCACCACCACGCCUUCGACCACCACCACCACAACCACCACCACCACGCCCCCCACCACGACCACCACACCCACGCCCCCAACCACCACCACCGUGCCUUCGACCACCACCACCACAACCACCACCACCGCGCCCCCCACCACGACCACCACACCCACGCCCCCAACCACCACCACCAUGCCUUUGACCACCACCACCACAACCACCACACCCACGCCCCCCACCACGACCACCACACCCACGCCCCCAACCACCACCACCGUACCUUCGACCACCACCUUGACCACCACAGAGAGUACCACCACAACCACGGAAACGACCCCCACCGCUACCCCCAUCGGCCCCACCACCCCCACAUCAACUCCCACCCCCACCACAACGACGACCACCACGACCACCAUACCCACCUCGACCACAACAACCGAGGGCCCCACAACCCCCACGACCACAACUGUGGGCCCCACAACCACCAUAAUCACCACAACCGAGGGACCCACAACCUCCACGACCACAACUGAAAGCCCCACAACCACCACGACCACAACCGAGGGCCCCACAACCACCACGAGCACAACUGAGGGCCCCACAACCACCACGACCACCACAACUGAGGGCCCCGCAACCACCACGAGCACAACCGAGGGCCCCACAACCACCACGACCACCACAACUGAGGGCCCCACAACCUCCACGACCACAACUGAGGGCUCCACGACCACCACAACUGAGGGCCCCGCAACCACCACGAGCACAACCGAGGGCCCCACAACCACCACGACCACCACAACUGAGGGCCCCACAACCUCCACGACCACAACUGUGAGCCCCACAACCACCACAACCAUCACAACCGAGAGCCCCACAACCUCCACGACCACAACUGAGGGCCCCACAACCCCCACAACCACAACAGAGGGCCCCACAACCACCACGACCACCACAACUGAGGGCCCCACAACCACCACAACCAUCACAACCGAGGGCCCCACAACCUCCACGACCACAACUGAGGGCUCCACGACCACCACAACUGAGGGCCCCGCAACCACCACGAGCACAACCGAGGGCCCCACAGCCACCACGACCACCACAACUGAGGGCCCCACAACCUCCACGACCACAACUGUGAGCCCCACAACCACCACAACCAUCACAACCGAGAGCCCCACAACCUCCACGACCACAACUGAGGGCCCCACAGCCCCCACAACCACAACAGAGGGCCCCACAACCACCACGACCACCACAACUGAGGGCCCCACAACCACCACAACCAUCACAACCGAGGGCCCCACAACCUCCACGACCACAACUGAGGGCUCCACGACCACCACAACUGAGGGCCCCGCAACCACCACGAGCACAACCGAGGGCCCCACAGCCACCACGACCACCACAACUGAGGGCCCCACAACCUCCACGACCACAACUGUGAGCCCCACAACCACCACAACCAUCACAACCGAGAGCCCCACAACCUCCACGACCACAACUGAGGGCCCCACAGCCCCCACAACCACAACAGAGGGCCCCACAACCACCACGACCACCACAACUGAGGGCCCCACAACCACCACAACCAUCACAACCGAGGGCCCCACAACCUCCACGACCACAACUGAGGGCUCCACGACCACCACAACUGAGGGCCCCGCAACCACCACGAGCACAACCGAGGGCCCCACAGCCACCACGACCACCACAACUGAGGGCCCCACAACCUCCACGACCACAACUGUGAGCCCCACAACCACCACAACCAUCACAACCGAGAGCCCCACAACCUCCACGACCACAACUGAGGGCCCCACAACCCCCACAACCACAACAGAGGGCCCCACAACCACCACGACCACCACAACUGAGGGCCCCACAACCACCACAACCAUCACAACCGAGGGCCCCACAACCUCCACGACCACAACUGAGGGCUCCACGACCACCACAACUGAGGGCCCCGCAACCACCACGAGCACAACCGAGGGCCCCACAGCCACCACGACCACCACAACUGAGGGCCCCACAACCUCCACGACCACAACUGUGAGCCCCACAACCACCACAACCAUCACAACCGAGAGCCCCACAACCUCCACGACCACAACUGAGGGCCCCACAACCCCCACAACCACAACAGAGGGCCCCACAACCACCACGACCACCACAACUGAGGGCCCCACAACCACCACAACCAUCACAACCGAGGGCCUCACAACCUCCACGACCACAACUGAGGGCUCCACGACCACCACAACUGAGGGCCCCGCAACCACCACGAGCACAACCGAGGGCCCCACAGCCACCACGACCACCACAACUGAGGGCCCCACAACCUCCACGACCACAACUGUGAGCCCCACAACCACCACAACCAUCACAACCGAGAGCCCCACAACCUCCACGACCACAACUGAGGGCCCCACAACCCCCACAACCACAACAGAGGGCCCCACAACCUCCACGACCACAACUGUGAGCCCCACAACCACCACAACCAUCACAACCGAGAGCCCCACAACCUCCACGACCACAACUGAGGGCUCCACUACCCCCACAACCACAACCGAGGGUCCCACAACCACCACAACCCCCACGACCACCGCACCCACCACGACCACCACAACCGAGGUCACUACACCCACCACCACACCCACCCCGACCACCACAUCCACCGCCACGCCCACCCCGUGCGUGCCCGACUGCUACGGGACCGGGUGGAUCGACUCGGUCAAACCGAUGCCCCCCAGCACCGGGGACUACGAGUUCGUCAAAUGCAGCCAGGGCUACGAGGCGGAGAACAUCACGUGCCGGUCGACCUCCUUCCCCGACACUUCCCUCGACCAGCUCGGGCAGGUGGUCGAAUGCAACACCGAAGUGGGGCUCGUGUGCCACAACAAGGACCAGAGCGGACAACAGAUGCCCAUCUGCUACAACUACAAGAUCAACGUCAUCUGCUGCCGCCCUCUGAGCCCGGACUGCUUCACCACCGUGCCCACGUCCUCGCCCACCACCUCAUCUACCACCUCGCCCAUCACUUUGCCGACCACUUCGCCCACCUCCUCACCCACCACCACGUCCACCACCUCGCCCAUCACUUCGCCGACCACUUUGCCUACCUCCUCACCCACCACCACGUCCAUCACCUCACCCACCACUUCGUCGACCACUUCGCCCACCUCCUCGCCCACCACCACGUCCAUCACCUCGCCCACCACUUCGCCGACCACUUCGCCCACCUCCUCACCCACCACCACGUCCACCACCUCACCCACCACUUCGCCGACCACUUCGCCCACCUCCUCAACCACCGCCACGUCCAUCACCUCACCCACUACUUCGUCGACCACUUCGCCCACCUCCUCGCCCACCACCACGUCCAUCACUUCGCCCACCACUUCGCCGACCACUUCGCCCACCUCCUCGCCCACCACCACGUCCAUCACCUCACCCACCACUUCGCCGACCACUUCGCCCACCUCCUCGCCCACCACCACGUCCACCACCUCGCCCACCACUUCGCCGACCACUUCGCCCACCUCCUCGCCCACCACCACGUCCACCACCUCGCCCACCACUUCGCCGACCACUUCGCCCACCUCCUCAACCACUGCUACGUCCAUCACCUCACCCACUACUUCGUCGACCACUUCGCCCACCUCCUCGCCCACCGCCACAUCCAUCACCUCGCCCACCACUUCGCCGACCACUUCGCCCACCUCCUCGCCCACCACCACGUCCAUCACCUCGCCCACCACUUCGCCGACCACUUCGCCCACUUCCUCACCCACCACCACAUCCAUCACCUCGCCCACAACUUCGUCAACCACUUCGCCCACCUCCUCGCCCACCACCACAUCCAUCACCUCACCCACCACUUCGCCGACCACUUUGCCCACCUCCUCGCCCACCACCACGUCCACCACCUCGCCCACCACUUCGCCGACCACUUUGCCCACCUCCUCGCCCACCACCACGUCCAUCACCUCACCCACCACUUCGCCGACCACUUCGCCCACCUCCUCGCCCACCACCACGUCCAUCCCGUCGCCCACCACUUCGCCGACCACUUCGCCCACCUCCUCGCCCACCACCACAUCUAUCACCUCGCCCACCACUUCGCCGACCACUUCGCCCACCUCCUCGCCCACCACCACGUCCACCACCUCACCCACCACUUCGCCGACUACUUCACCCACCUCCUCGCCCACCACCACAUCCACCACCUCACCCACCACUUCGCCCACUGUGUCCACCACACUCACAGAAGAGACCACCACGACCAAGGGAACGACCACCACAGGCCCCACCACCACCACCGGGACCCCCAUUCCGGAGUCAACCACCACGCCCACUACCACCACCACCACCGAGAUUCCCACCGGGUCGACCUCUACUCCCUCCCCCACCACCUCUACCACAGUCACGACCUCUCCGACCACCACCACCACCACCUGGUCGACAACACCCUCGUGUGAUCCUGACUGCUACGAGGAUGGUUGGAUGGACUCCAACAAACCGUCACCCUCCAACCCCGGGGACCGAGAGCCCAUCAACUGCAAGCCGGAAUACGUCGCGGAGAACAUCACGUGCCGUUCGACCGACUUCCCCGAGGUGCCCAUCGGUGACCUCGGGCAGGUGGUCGAGUGCAACGUCGAGGAUGGGCUGGUGUGCAAAGACGAGGACCAGACCGGGAGACCGCCGCACGUCUGCCUCAACUAUGAGAUCAAAGUUACCUGCUGCCGCCCCCUGCCCUCAUGGUGCUACUCCACCACACCCACCAUCUCGCCCACUACCACCUCCACCAGCUCGACCACCUCCUCACCCACCACCACCAUCACUCCCGGGCCAACCACCACGACGACCACCGGGCCCACCACCACAACCACCAGUGGACCCCCCACAACCACUAAAGAACCAUGUGAUCCUAACUGCUACGAGGACGGUUGGAUCGACUCCAACAAACCGUCACCCUCCAACCCCGGGGACCGAGAGCCCAUCAACUGCAAGCCGGAAUACGUCGCGGAGAACAUCACGUGCCGUUCGACCGACUUCCCCGAGGUGCCCAUCGGUGACCUCGGGCAGGUGGUCGAGUGCAACGUCGAGGAUGGGCUGGUGUGCAAAGACGAGGACCAGACCGGGGGACCGCCGCACGUCUGCCUCAACUACGAGAUCAAAGUUACCUGCUGCCGCCCCCUGCCCUCAUGGUGCUACUCCACCACGCCCACCAUCUCGCCCACUACCACCUCCACCAGCUCGACCACCACCUCACCCACCACCACCACCACUGCUGGGCCCACAACAACCACCCCCAGGCCCACCACCCACGACGACCACCCCUGGGCCCACAACGACCACGCCUGGGCCCAUCACAAUAACCACCAGUGGGCCCACCACAACUACCCCGGAACCCACAACAACAGCCACUGGCAGGCCCACCACCACGACCACACCCGGUCCCACCACGACCACCCCAGGGCCCACCAUAACAACUACCGGCGGGCCCACCACGACCACCCCUGGACCCACCACGACCACCCCUGGGCCCACUACAACAACCACCAGUGGGCCCAGCACCACAACAACCACGGGUGGGUCAACCACCAGGACAACCCCUGGGCCCACCAGCAUGACGACCACCGGGCCCACCACCACAACCACCAGUCCCCCGACAAUCAGGCUGAGGGGCGGGGCGGCCUUGUCGGGAUCUGGGGCAGGAGAGACUCAGAGGGGCUUGGGGUAAGAAAGAGACGAUCACUGGUGGAGGGUCCGAAGUGGGUGGUGAAUCACAAGGCAGUGGAUGGAAAACGGUCGGAACUACAGGAUGAGACCACUACAACAGAGGGAACGACCACCACCGGCCCCACCACUACCACCACAGGGACCCCCACUCCCAGCUCGACCACCUCUCCAGUGACGACCACCACUCCGCCCGGAUCGCCCACCCCUACCACCACGACCACCGAGACCCCAACCCCCACCCCUACCACCACGACUGGUCCGACUUCUUCAACUACCCAGUCCCCGCCUCCUCCCUCGACAACAACGCCAGGCCCAUGUGAUCCUAACUGCUACGAGGACGGUUGGAUCGACUCCAACAAACCGUCACCCUCCAACCCCGGGGACCGAGAGCCCAUCAACUGCAAGCCGGAAUACGUGGCGGAGAACAUCACGUGCCGUUCGACCGACUUCCCCAAGGUGCCCAUCAGUGUCCUCGGGCAGGUGGUCGAGUGCAACGUCGAGAAUGGGCUGGUGUGCAAAGACGAGGAUCAGACCGGGAGACCGCCGCACGUCUGCCUCAACUACGAGAUCAAAGUUACCUGCUGCCGCCCCCUGCCCUCAUGGUGCUACUCCACCACGCCCACCAUCUCGCCCACUACCACCUCCACCAGCUCGACCACCACCUCACCCACCACCACCACCACUUCCGGGGUCCACUACAACAACCACUGGUGGGCCCACCACCACGACCACCCCCGGGCCCACCACGACCACCCCGGGGCCCACCACAACAACAACCAGUGGACCCACCACCACACCCACCCCCGGGGCCACCACGACCACACCCGGGUCAACCACGACCACCCAGGGCCCCACCACGACAACCACCAGUGGGCCCACCUCCACAACAACUACAGGCUGGCCCACCAACAUAACAACUACUGGCAGUCCCACCACAACCACCCCAGGGCCCACCACAACAACCACCAGUGGGCCCACCACAACGACCACCCCCGGGCCCACCACGACCACCCAGGGACCCACCACGACAACCACCCCCGGGCCCACCACGACCACCCAGGGACCCACCACGACAACCACCAAGCCCACCACAACCGAGGGAACGACCACCACCGGCCCCACCACUACCACCACCGGGACCUCCACUCCCAGCUCGACCACCUCUCCAGUGACGACCACCACUCCACCCGGAUCGCCCACCCCUACCACCACGACCACCGGGACCCCAACCCCCACCCCUACCACCACGACUGGUCCGACUUCUUCAACUACCCAGUCCCCGCCUCCUCCCUCGACAACAACGCCAGCUCCCUGGAGGACGGUUGGAUCGACUCCAACAAACCGUCACACUCCAACCCCGGGGACCGAGAGCCCAUCAACUGCAAGCCGGAAUACGUCGCGGAGAACAUCACGUGCCGUUCGACCGACUUCCCCGAUGUGUCCAUUGGUGACCUCGGGCAGGUGGUCGAGUGCAACGUCGAGAAUGGGCUGGUGUGCAAAGACGAGGAUCAGACCGGGAGACCGCCACACGUGUGCCUCAACUACGAGAUCAAACAUCUCGCCCACUACCACCUCCACCAGCUCGACCACCACCUCACCCACCACCACCACCACUCCCGGGCCCACCACAACCACCCCCGGGCCCACCACAACAACCACUGGACCUACCUCCAUGACAAGCACCAGCGGGCCCACCACAACCACCCCAGGGCCCACUACAACAACCACUGGUGGGCCCACCGCCACGACUACCCCCGGGCCCACCACGACCACCCCAGGGCCCACCACAACAACCACCAGUGGACCCACCAUCACAACCACCAGUGGGCCCACCACGACAACCACCAGUGGGCCCACCACUACGACAACCACCAGUGGGCCCACCACCACGCCCACCCCCGGGCCAACCACGACCACACCCGGGUCAACCACGACCACCCAGGGCCCCACCACGACACCCACCGGUGGGUCCACCUCCACAACAACCACAGGCUGGCCCAACAUCACAACAACUACUGGCAGUCCCACCACAACCACCCCAGGGCCCACCACAACAACCACCAGUGGGCCCACCACAACGACCACCCCCGGGCCCACCACGACCACCCAGGGGCCCACCACGACAACCACCAUGGACCCCACACAACCACUAAAGAGCCCACCACAACCGAGGGAACGACCACUACCGGCCCCACCACUACCACCACCGGGACCCCCACUCCCAGCUCGACCACCUCUCCAGUGACGACCACCACUCCGACCGGAUCGCCCACCCCUACCACCAAGACCACGGGGACCCCGUCCCCCUCCCCUACCACCAUGACUGAACCAACGACUCCCAGUGGGACCCCCCCGACCACUCCUCGAAGCACCACGGGCCCCCCGGAAACCACCACUCCCACUCAGACGUCCACGCCUCCCUCCACUCCGACUCUGAGCUCCACCUCCACGCCGACCCCGACUUCCAGCACUUCUGCGACCACCUCUUCCAUCACGCCCACCAAGAUCAUAACCUCCACCGUCACUGUCAUUACAGCAACCAUUGUACGAUGUUGUGUGGUGAAUAAUGGCUCAGAAGACUUAUUCUACGCACCAGGCGAGGUCAUCUACAAUGGUCAACUCAACGGACAUUGCUACUUCGCCAACUGUUCGGACAGUUGCCAGGUGGAGGUCUUCAACUGGACGUGCCCGGAAACAACUCCGGGGACCCCGACUCCAUCCACCCCGACUCCAUCCACUCCAACCCUCACCCCUAGCACCACGACCCCAACUACAACCACCACCACCCCGUCUACAACCACCCCCACCACCUCAUCUACACCCACCACCACCACACCAUCUGCACCCCCCUCCGGCGUAUGUGACUUAGACCCCCCCAGACAGACGAACGAGACGUGGUGGCUGUGUAACUGCACCAUGGCUAUCUGCCUGCGUGACAACGUGGUCGCCAUCGUCCAGAAGAAGUGCGAAGAACCGCCCCAGCCCACCUGCACCAACGGCCUCACCCCCAUCCGUGUCCCCGACCCCGACGGCUGCUGUUGGCACUGGGAAUGCGACUGCGUCUGCACCGGCUGGGGAGACCCCCACUACAAGACCUUUGAUGGCACCUACUACAGUUACCAGGGCAACUGCACCUACGUGCUGGUGGAGGAGAUCGAGAAGAAAGUGGACAACUUCGGCGUCUACAUCGACAACUACCACUGCGACGUCAACGACCACGUGUCCUGCCCACGCACCCUCAUCAUCAGGCACGAGACCCAGGAAGUGCACAUCAAAACCGUGCGGCUGGUGCCCAUCCAAGUCGAGGUGCAGGUCAACAACAAGAGGGUGGCAAUGCCCUACCAGAAAUAUGGGCUCCGCAUAUUUACCUCGGGCAUCAACUACGUGGUGGAGAUCCCGGAGCUGGGCACCAACGUCUCCUACAAUGGCCUGGCCUUCUCCAUUAGGAUGCCCUACUCCAAGUUCGGGAAUAACACCCAGGGCCAAUGCGGAACCUGCACCAACAACACGGCGGACGACUGCAUGCUGCCCUCGGGCGAGGUGGUCGACAACUGCGAGUACAUGGCGGACGAGUGGGUGGUCAACGACCCCACCAAGCCACACUGCCCACACUUGAGCACGACCACCGAGGCCCCGCACACCACCCUGCCACCCGACUGCAAACCCUCGCCUCUCUGCCAACUCAUCAAGGACAGCCUCUUCUCCAAGUGCCAUGCCGCCGUCUCCCCAGACGACUUCUACAAUGCCUGCGUCUUUGACAGCUGCUCCGUCCCCAAUGAUGGCAUAGAGUGUGCCAGUUUGCAGGCCUACGCCACCCUCUGUAGCUCUGAGGGCCACUGUGUCGCCUGGAGAAACCACACUCGGGGAAGUUGCCCCAUGACUUGCCCCAGCAACAAAGAGUAUCGGGCAUGUGGACCGGAGAAUGAGCCCAGCUGCAAGAGCAGCGUUGGACCCCAGAACAGUACCCAGUUAAUCGAGGGCUGCUUCUGCCCAGAGGGCACCAUCAACUAUGCCCCUGGAAUGGACGUCUGCAUGGAUAUAUGUGGCUGCGUCGGACCAGACAAUAUACCACGGCAGUUCGGUGAGACCUUCGUCCUGGACUGCAAUGACUGCAUCUGUCUGGAGGGUGGCAUGGGCAUCCAGUGCCAGCCCAAGAAGUGCCCCCAGAUGCUGUUGAGGGCAUGUCCUGAAGAUGGCACCUAUCCCGUGGUGGAGUACAACCCCAACGACCCAUGCUGCAACAUCUCCACGUGCCGUUGCAACGUCAGCCUCUGCAAGGCCAAGCCGCCCAAGUGCUCGCUUGGAUUUGAGCUCAAGAGCGAGCUGGUCCCAGGCCGGUGCUGCCCUGUCUACUCCUGUGUGUCGAAGAGAGUCUGUGUCGUCGGAGACGCUGAAUACAAGCCCGGCUCCCCUAUUUACUCAGACAAAUGCCAGAAGUGUAAAUGCACCAGCCAUUUCAACUCCAGCUCUCAACUCAACAUCGUGGAAUGCAGUCCCGUGCCAUGCACCACUUCAUGCAAACCGGGUUUCACCGAGACGCAGGUCUUGGGCGAGUGUUGUCCCAAGUGUGAACAGACUCACUGUGUCUGGACCAAGUUUACCCCGAACCUCCUCCUGAAACCUGGGGAGAUAAAGAAUGACCCUAUGGACAACUGCACCGUGUACAGCUGCGUAAAGCACAAAGAGCAAUUCAUCUCCUCCAUCUCUGAGAUCACCUGCCCCGACUUCGACCCCGACACCUGCGAGCCCGGCACGAUCACUUUUAUGCCCAACGGCUGCUGUAAGACAUGUGUCCCCCGCGACGAGACCAAGAUCCCGUGCUCGCUGGUGCCAAGCUGGGAGUUCAUCAGUUACAAAGGCUGCCGUAGCCCCCAGAAAGUCCAGCUCAGCCACUGCACUGGUGUCUGCCAAACCUACUCCAUGUACUCAGCCAUGGCAAACUCCUUGAACUACAAGUGUUCCUGCUGCAAAGAGGAGAAGACAACUACACGUGAGAUCCUGCUGGACUGCCCGAAUGGAAGCCAGCUCAGCUACACCUAUACAGUCAUUGACAGCUGCCAGUGUGAGGAAACGGCCUGCCGUUACCCCUCCCGAAACCUUGCCGGUGAGGAGGCCGCCCCUGUUCACGCCGAGGAGACACGCCAGGGUUCCGGGGUCAGCGGCAGCACGGCCCGUGACCGCUGUUGA
Messenger RNA from Tachyglossus aculeatus (Australian echidna), 15465 nucleotides. RefSeq names its product mucin 2, oligomeric mucus/gel-forming (gene MUC2). Gene Ontology annotation, cellular component: extracellular matrix. NCBI's taxonomy places the organism in Eukaryota, Metazoa, Chordata, Mammalia, Monotremata, Tachyglossidae. The record is from RefSeq and is a predicted model, not a curated record. Gene Ontology annotation, molecular function: protein binding.